GCACGCCCACGAGAGCGAGCCUACGCCCAUACCAAGCGGCGUAAUUCACAUCUAAAGCGUCAUUCGCGAUCCUUGCAAGGCAACAUAUCGCUGCUAAGGGUGGGCGUUACCGGCUACGUUUCGUCUGAGAUCGCCGUGAGAGAGCCAGGGGGCCAUCUUUCGUGGAACCGCGUGGUUUUUGCCAACGUCUGGGACCCGUUCUAAAACUAUGGAGGACAACGUGAGGCACAUCAUCGAGCAAGCCGAGGUAACCAGCGGCCUACACUACAAGAACCCGCCGGUUCCCUAUGCCUGUCCUAUACCCGUCAGCCCUACCGUGGGGUGGCAAAUCUACAUACAAGGAUUGGUACCUGAGGUAUCCGUACGUCCUGAGGAGGAAGUCCAGUCGUUUUCCGUUAACUUUCAGAGAGGAACUGGGGAGGCAGAUCCCGUACCGUUCCAUUUUAACCCGCGCUUUGAACCGGAAGGACCGGUUGUUGUCCUCAACAGCCGCCAGGGCAAAUCGUGGGAUCGUGAGGAACGUGCGAGCCCAUCACCUUUCACCAAGGGACGACCCUUUGUACUCGUCAUCACUGCCGUCGUCCAGGGUUAUGAACUGGCGGUUAAUGGGCUUCCUUUCACGACGUUCGAUUAUCGACAAGGACUGGCUCUUGCCGAUAUCACUCACCUCUGCAUACACGGGGACGUCAUCCUCCGUUCUAUCCACAUACCUAUUCCGGAGAUGCCAAAGUGCUUACGCUGCCCUCUACCAGAACCGGCUAAGGUUGGAGACGUUUUCACACUUAGAGGGCAGGUAUCGCCGUGGGCCGAGAAAUUUGUACUGAACCUGGCCACGGGCCCGAGCACCGAGGACGACCUGGCGCUGCACCUGAACCCUCGCUUCGGCGAGUGCGCUCUGGUGCGCAACUGUCGACGCGGCGGCAAGUGGGGCGAGGAGGAGCGAGAGGGCGAGUUCCCGCUCGUGCCGGGACGCGCCUUCGAGCUCCGCGUCGACGCGCUCGAGGAAGCGUUCCGCGUCUACGUCGACGGCAACCAGCUGUGCGACUUCGGACACCGCAUGCCGCUCAAGAAGAUCAAGUACCUCAUCGCCGAAGGCGACCUGGUCGUCGACGACGUGCGCGUCGAGUUUGACGACGUCGAGAAGCUGCGAGAAAUGGCGGACAACUGGUCGUUGUACCUGCCCCCGGAACCGCCCAAGCAAGUCUUGGAAGUGGGUGACGUGGUGCCGGAGCUGAUGUCAGAGGCCCAGACUUACUACGAGCCGAAAAUGCAACUGGACACACCGGCGAAGCCAGUGUGCCAGCGACUGCCCGAAGUGAUGGCUCCGGGCCGCGUGGUCAUCAUCUCCGGCGUGGUGGAACCGAAACCUUACAGGUUCCACGUGAACCUGCAGACCGACGUGGGCGACACCGCGGACAUGGGGCUGCACCUGAACCCCCGCUUCGACACGUCACCGCGGAGCGUGGUGCUCAACUCCCGAGACCGGGACCAGUGGCAGCAGGAGGUGCAGGUCGCCGGCGACAAGUUCCCCUUCUCCGAGGGGUCGCCCUUCGAGAUUCAGAUUCACUGCAAAGAAGACAAGUUCCGGGUGCUGGUCAACAGCUGCUUCCUGGCCGACUUCCCGCACCGUCUCGACUGCUCGCGCAUCGAUUACGUCUGCAUCGACGGCUCAGUCAUCAUCGACCGCGUCGUCUUCGCCUGAAAGUAGAGAGAGCACAGCUUAUUAUGCUCGACGGAUGUGCACGAAUAUUCGUAAUGACAACAUGUUAGCCAAUGUAGCACAAACACAGCGUUUGUAAAGCCCUUGGGUAUCAUGGGACGCUUGUGCAGGAAGUAAUUGAACCAUGUCUUAUCGGACAGCAGACGAAUUGCCUGGCUUCGAUGGCUGGCAUCGAAGGUACUUACAGGGUUGGAUACGAUGUCUUUUGACAAAGUUCACCGGGCCUUACAAAAGUUUUAGCAGUUCUCGUUAAAAGCGAACACGUCACCGAGAACAUCAGUACAGUUGUGAUAAUGGAGCGUAUAGCGAAGUGUCUUUGUUAAACUUUGCUUUCCAAUGGCGUGGGGUAACAAGGACUGCAGCUGUAAUUACUCGGCAGCGUAUUUAAGCAUUUAACCAUAGGGGUCGCUACAUGAGCCCUGCUACAUGCCCCAGAAUUGAGCUUAGUUGGCCCGUAAACUUUUGUCGACGUCUGUAUGCGCGUUGCUGAGUUCUUGGAUAUAUUUUUAGCAGCAAUGGCGAACCGAAGGAAUGUCGUGCAUGAAUAGCACUUGACACCCGGUGAUAAGUUUGCAAUUAUAGGCGUUUAAAUUGUCGCCAAAUGUACUACGGUGGUUUAGCGUUGCGAGCACAGACGUUCGCAUUUAUUUUUUCGCGGGAACUGCUGAAACUAUACGGUAACGUCGUGUUGGUGACGAAUAUUCGCGCAAUCCGGGCGGUAACUAAAGAGGUCCGAGCUGCUAGCUUUAGCUUGAAUGUGGUUACGCUCUUGCACUUCCAAGUAAAAUAAAAUACAUGAAGAACUGCAUAAUGCACUACACUGUCGUGGAUUCCAUAACCUUGUAAUGCAUCACAGCAUUCUGUACGGUUGUUUGUUUCACUGUCAGCAAUGCUCGAUACUGUCAUGGCGGAGAUGUUAAACAUUGUGGACGUUUUUGAACCUUAUUCUAGAUAUGCACGCACACCAAAGUUUAUGUGGCCCAUAAUUAAGCAGCUCUUUUAUAGGUUCCUGCAGCUUAAUAGCAUACUUUGCACACGGCUCGCUGUAAGCGUUGUUGCUGUGACAUAGCUCGCCAGCUGUUUAGCGUGAGAUAAACAGUGAUGCAAAUCGCGUUCUACAAAUGUUUUGCUAAUGCGGCAUUUUUGUAGCGUGCGCUUGUGUACUUACAGCACGAUGUAGGAUAACCAUAGCCUACUUCAUGUGAGCCAUUAUUUUCGAUUCACAACGAGGGAACGUUUCUGGUGCAGCCCUCAGAUCGAAUCUCAUUAAUAGUGACCGCGUUGCUCUGCGCUAUAUUGUACGCAAAAGCAACACGAAAGUGCCUUGUGCAUAUGAGAUUAACAUAACCCCAAGUCGGCUUAUGUAUAUGUAAAAAAUGCAAUAAAGUUAUUUUU
Messenger RNA from Dermacentor silvarum, 3115 nucleotides. Its product is annotated as galectin-4. Gene Ontology annotation, molecular function: carbohydrate binding. The transcript is spliced from 12 exons. The coding region runs from base 209 to 1702 and encodes 497 amino acids. The record is from RefSeq and is a predicted model, not a curated record. Lineage: Eukaryota; Metazoa; Arthropoda; Arachnida; Ixodida; Ixodidae.